AUGGCUGCUAUUGCAACUAAAAGAGAAGGACCAGACUUAAAUAUCAUCUUAUCAUGUCCUGAAUGUAAAGUGUUCCCACCUGAAUUAGCUGAACGUUUUGCUGAAGGUGAUGUUGUUUGUGCUUUAUGUGGAUUAGUUCUUUCAAAUAAAAUUGUUGAUACAAGAUCAGAAUGGCGUACUUUUAGUAAUGAUGAUCAAAAUGGUGAUGACCCAAGUCGUGUUGGUGAAGCUGGUAAUCCAUUAUUGGAUGGUAACCAAUUAUCAACCAUGAUUGGGUAUGGUCAAGGUGAUUCAAGAGCUGGUAGAGAUUUAAAUAAAGCUCAAAGUAAAAGUAUUGUUGAUAAGAAAGAUAAUGCUUUACAAUCUGCUUAUGCUAAGAUUUCUAUGAUGUGUGAUGCUGCUCAAUUACCAAGAAUUGUUCAAGAUGGUGCUAAACAAGCUUAUAAAUUAUCUCAUGAUGAAAAAGCUUUAAAAGGUAAGUCUCAAGAAAGUAUUAUGGCUGCUGUUAUUGUGGUUGGUUGUAGAAAAGCUCAAGUUGAUAGAACUUUUAAAGAAAUUUGUACUUUAACUCGUGUUCCAAAAAAGGAAAUUGGUAGAGUUUUCGUCAUUAUUAAGAAAAUUUUAGAACAAAAAAAUCAAACUACAACUACUUAUAUGGCUCAAGAAAAUAUUCAAUCAUCUCAAACAAGUGCAGAAGAUCUUAUCAGAAGAUUUUGUUCUCAUUUGGGUUUAUCAAUUCAAUUGUCUAAUGCAGCAGAACAUAUUGCUAAACGUUGUAAAGAUGUUGGUGUUUUAGCUGGUAGAUCACCAAUCACAAUUGCAGCUGCAGUUAUUUAUAUGGUUGUUUUGAUCUUUAAAGCAGAUUUAGCACCUGCUAAAAUUGCUGAAAAACUGGGGGUUAGUGAUGGUACUAUUAAGACAAGUUAUAAAUUCUUAUAUGAAAAUAAAGAAGAAUUAAUUGAUCCAAAUUGGAUUGAACAAGGUAAGAUUAAAAUGGAAGAAAUUCCAAAGAAUGGUUAA
Messenger RNA from Hansenula ciferrii, 1020 nucleotides. RefSeq names its product transcription factor TFIIB (gene SUA7). NCBI's taxonomy places the organism in Eukaryota, Fungi, Ascomycota, Saccharomycetes, Phaffomycetales, Wickerhamomycetaceae. The record is from RefSeq and is a predicted model, not a curated record. The coding region runs from base 1 to 1020 and encodes 339 amino acids. Gene Ontology annotation, molecular function: TBP-class protein binding; RNA polymerase II general transcription initiation factor activity. Gene Ontology annotation, biological process: transcription preinitiation complex assembly; transcription initiation at RNA polymerase II promoter. The transcript has a single exon. Gene Ontology annotation, cellular component: transcription preinitiation complex; nucleus.